CUAUAGCCCGUUCGUACACUUGUGCUCUUUGCUUUGUGCUGAACGAGACCACACCAAGAAAAGCUGAGAGUGAUCCAGUGUUUUAGCUUUAGAACGAACCAACAAGUGAUCAAAUCAUGGAGAGGAAUUCCCAUGGAAAGGGAAAGGAAAAGGGAAGAACCAGCUUGGUAGAUAUUGUGUUCUCUUGGACAUUCAGCGAUGUUCUUGACCAAAAUCUUUAUAAAGACAAGGUGCCAAAGAUUCCUUUGACAUUUUUAUCAGCAACAGAAUACAUGAAAUCCUUUAUUCCUUCACUGAUUGAGGAGACACACGGUGAUCUGUUUUCAAGCUUGAAGGGCAUUUCCCAAGCCCCAAAUUGUGAAAUCCUGACAUAUGAGAGGAUGGGUAAGGGAUUGCUCUAUCAAAUGACAUUUGAUGAGAGUCAUGGUGGACGAUAUGAGCCCGUCUCUGGGGAUCUCAUCGCCCUCACUGAUGGUAGGCCAACAGGCAUUGAAGACUUAAACAAACCUGGAAGAUUUUAUCAUAUUGCUUAUGUUCAAUGGUCAGAAAGUGGUCAGAUCACAAUACUCUCAUCAAAGAGCAUAGAGAUUGAUCCAGGUAUGAGGAACAACAAUGUGCAAAGGCUUUAUGCCGUGUAUCUUAUCAACUUGACAACCAAUAUUCGUAUUUGGAAGGCUUUGCACUCACAGUUGGAAGGUGCAAACUUGAAUAUUAUUGGAAAAGUUCUGCAAUCUGAUAAAUUGAUUGGAAAGAGCAGUCACAUCUGCCCUUCAUUGGAGCACUAUAAUACAGACAUUUAUAUUACAACAAACAUGAUCAGAUCUCAGAAUCUGAAUGAAAGCCAGAAAGAGAUUGUAUUAAGUACUGUCGCAAUCAGGAAAUGUCAUCACAAUCACCCUAUCAAACUUGUAUGGGGCCCUCCGGGGACUGGCAAAACUAAGACAGUUGCAUCCUUGCUGUUUGCACUGCUCAAGCUGAAAACCAGAACAUUAACAUGUGCUCCAACCAAUACUGCUGUGUUGGAAGUGGCGGCCCGCCUGUGUGGUAUAGUUAAAGAUCAACUUCAGUUUGAUGCCUAUGGGCUGGGUGACAUAGUGCUUUUUGGGAAUAAUUCUCGAAUGAAAGUUGAUGAUUACUGGGGUCUCCCUGACAUUUUUCUUGAUUAUCGUGUUGAUAUGCUUGAGCACUGUCUUUCUCCACUGACUGGAUGGAAGCGCAACUUGGAAUCAAUGAUCAGUUUGCUUGAGAACCCUCGUGAGCACUAUCUUCUAUUUAAUCUCAAUGCGGAACAUGAGGAGGAUAAUGAUCUUAUGUCACUAGAAGAAUUUGCUAAGCUUAAUUACAACAAUGUAGAGCAAGCUUAUCUUUCAUACAAGCAUCUUGAAGAUAAAGGCGAUCAUGUGACAUUGGAGCAAUUUGUCAAGAUGAGAUACAGUUACAUUAAUGACCAAUACCUUUCUUUUGUAGAUGAAGUUCAUUUCAUAAAGAGGAGGUUCAGUUUCAUAUGUGUGAACCUCAAGUCCGACUUGCAAACAUUAUACUCACAACUACCAACUUCCCUUGUUCCAUUUGAGGUGGCGCAGAACAUAUGCGCAGCUCUUAAUUUGCUUGAAGACCUUGGAAAUUCAUUACACCAAAACGAGUUCAUAGAGAUUCCGACAAAAAAUGUAGAGGAAAAAAGUAAUGUUAUUCAACCACAAGUUCCAAAUGUGAAAGGAGAGAAAUGGGGUUUAUUUGCCAUCUGCACUGGGAUAAUCCAAAUAUCUCUUAAGCCCAUCAUACGUUGGCUUGAUCCUGUGGAAACACAUAUCCCAACAAAAGAUGUUGCAUUUUGCUUUGGAAAGUUAAGCAUUAAAAGAGAUGAGUGCCUUAGCAUACUUAGAUCACUUUCUCAGUCAAUUUCACUUCCUCAACUUGAAAGACGCUCUCAAAUAAUGGAUAUUUGCUUGAAGAAGGCAUGCCUAAUAUUUUGUACGGCAUCAGGUUCUACCAAAUUGUUCACUGAAGGAAUGACACCUAUACCCUUUAUAGUUAUAGAUGAGGCUGCUCAACUCACAGAAUGUGAAUCAACCAUACCUCUGCAACUGCCAGGUGCAAGACAUGCUGUUCUCAUAGGUGAUGAGAGGCAACUUCCUGCAAUGGUCAUGAGCAAGAUUUCUGAUGAAGCUGGAUUUGGAAGAAGCAUGUUUGAGAGGCUGGUGUUGCUGGGAUUCAUGAAGCAUAUGCUUUAUAUCCAAUUUAGAAUGCAUCCAUCCAUAAGCGUAUUCCCCAAUAGGGAAUUCUACGAAGGGCAACUUGUGGAUGGCAUGAAUGUCAGAGAUUCAAGCUACAGUGCAUGUUUCCUUGAAGGAAAAAUGUACAGCUCCUAUUCUUUUAUAAACAUAGCUCAGGGCCAAGAGCAAUUUGGUCAUGGACACAGCUUGAAGAACAUGGUGGAAGUUGCUGCUAUCUCUGAGAUUAUAAAAGGCCUGCACAAAGAGUUCCUGAGCAAGAGAAGGAAACUCAGCAUAGGUGUGAUGUCUCCAUAUAAAGCUCAAGUCCAUGAAAUCCAAGAGAAAGUUAAGCAGUACAUGGAGUCAGAUCCUAGCUUUUCUGUGAGUGUUCGUUCUGUUGAUGGCUUUCAAGGCGGUGAAGAAGAUAUAAUAAUGAUCUCCACUGUUAGAUCAAAUGGGAGGGGAAAUGUGGGGUUCCUUUCUAAUAGACAAAGAGCAAACGUGGCUCUAACUCGUGCUAGACAUUGUCUUUGGAUAUUGGGGAAUGCAGAAACUCUAGAAAAAAGUGGCUCAAUAUGGAGAAAGGUAGUGAAUGAUGCUAAGCAAAGAGGAUGCUUUCAUAAUGCUAAUGAUGACAAAGUUCUGCUCAGGCCUUUGAAGAUCCCUUUACUUGAACGUGACCUAGCUGACAAAUCAAAACAUUUGAAUCGCUCAGUAUAUGUGCUAUAAGGCUCUCAAACAAAAUGGAUAUGUUAUGAUUGGGAAUACCAGAGGUUCAUCCAGUGGCAGUUCGAAGAAAAGAAUGAAGGUGAAAUGCCUUGUGUUUGUAAUACAGUAAGGUUAUUUGUCUGAGGUUGGGCUUGCUAAGCAUGCCCAAAGCUACAAUAUGAAGCAAAGCAGCAUGCUUUAUUAUGGGAGGAUUACUAUAAGAUCCAAAACAAAGAAUGUGAUUACUAAAAAGUUCUGCAACAAUUGGGCAUGUAACGACUUUGGUAUAGGAGAGGAAGUUCGUACUACUCAAGCUUUUUGAUAAUUA
Molecule: messenger RNA, 3249 nt
Organism: Neltuma alba
Lineage: Eukaryota; Viridiplantae; Streptophyta; Magnoliopsida; Fabales; Fabaceae
Product: probable helicase MAGATAMA 3
Exons: 6
Coding region: 117-2942 (941 amino acids)
Molecular function (GO): helicase activity
Source: RefSeq, a predicted model, not a curated record